AUGGCUAUGAAUCCCCUCGUUCCAAAUGAUCCUAGAGUCGAGCAUAAAUAUACUACCAUUGAAGAUGAUAUCACAUAUCACUACAUGCUAGCAAAGCCCGAGGGCAAAGCAGCCGCUACUGUUAUACUUCUCCAUGGCUGGCCAGAUCUAGGGUUGGGCUGGCGUUUUCAAGUUCCCAAGCUGCUCUCCUUGGGUCUCCAAGUAGCCAUCCCAGAUAUGCUCGGAUAUGGUCGAACCUCCUCACCCUCAUCCCCUCUGGAGUAUUCCAUGAAGAAAACUUCAGCCCAUAUAGCCCACAUCAUCCGCGAGGUAACUAGUGAGCCUGUCAUCUUAGGCGGCCAUGAUUGGGGAGCGUUUCUUGCUUGGCGUACAGCUAUGUACCACCCCUCACUCAUCUGCGGUGUAUUCACGUUCUGCGUCCCUUUCUUCCCGCCUCGACCCACCGUCAUCACGUUAGAACAGUUCGUCGAAGAACUCCCGGACUUCAGAUAUCAAUUACAACUUGCUAGCCCCACUGCUGAGACUUUGGCUGGGAGAUCAGAGGCUACUUUGAGAGGCUUUUUGAGUAGUAUGUUUGGAGGUGUUACUUCUGAUGAAUUACCUGGGUUUGAGGUCUCUAUCGGGCUCAUCGGGGAAAGACUUGAUAAGAUUACUUCCACACCACUCAUGAGCACAGAGAUUCUAGAUCAUUAUGUCCAAGAAUAUUCCCGAAAUGGUCUUCAUGGCCUAAUGAAUUGGUACCGUACCAUGUCGAUAAACAGCGAGGAAGAGCUCCCACUGCUUGCAAAUAUGUCCGGCUUCAAGUUCCAGAUGCCGGGCAUGAUUGUUAUGGCUGGUGAAGACCCUGCGUUGCCGCCGGUUAUGCUUGACGGCCAAGAAAUGUUCUUUGCUUCGGGGUUGAAGAAGGAAAUCAUACCUGGAGCGUCUCAUUGGGCCUUAAUUCAUUUUCCUGAGGAGUCAAACAAGUAUAUUGAGGAGUUUGUGAAAGAUGUGCUUGGGAAGUAA
Lachnellula hyalina is the source of this 1005-nucleotide messenger RNA. Its product is annotated as Bifunctional epoxide hydrolase. NCBI's taxonomy places the organism in Eukaryota, Fungi, Ascomycota, Leotiomycetes, Helotiales, Lachnaceae. The transcript has 3 exons. Gene Ontology annotation, molecular function: hydrolase activity. The record is from RefSeq and is a predicted model, not a curated record. The coding region runs from base 1 to 1005 and encodes 334 amino acids.